This is a messenger RNA of Oppiella nova, 441 nucleotides long. Lineage: Eukaryota; Metazoa; Arthropoda; Arachnida; Sarcoptiformes; Oppiidae. The record is from the annotation of a GenBank genome assembly.
AUGUUUUCCGGUAGUAAGCGGUCGUACAUUACGGACACGUUUUGGGCAAACUUUGCUGAGAAUCACCCAAAACUUCAAAACCUAUUCAUCACUCACACCGAUAUAACGGACAGUCAAUUGAAUUCAUUGUCUAAACUUAAAUAUAUACGACACGUUAGGCUGGACUGGACGGGACAGGGAGUGGACUACAAACAGUCAACUCUCGAUCGACUCGAAAAGUGUCCCAAUAUUAGGACAAUAAUCGGAGUGCCAACAGUGCCCAGGCUAGCACCGGUAGGUGUGAGACGACAACAGCACAGCGAUUUGAUUGGUUGGUCAGCGGGUAAUCACGUGGACACAAGUAUACAUAGCACCGGUAGUACAGCAGCGCCGCGAUUUGAACGGCUAAUCACCGGAUCCAUUGGACACAUAGACACACAUCCCUGCGCUGAGCACCUGUAG